Andrographis paniculata is the source of this 875-nucleotide messenger RNA. RefSeq names its product E3 ubiquitin-protein ligase RMA1H1-like. The coding region runs from base 145 to 810 and encodes 221 amino acids. Gene Ontology annotation, molecular function: ubiquitin-like protein conjugating enzyme binding; ubiquitin protein ligase activity; metal ion binding. Gene Ontology annotation, biological process: ubiquitin-dependent protein catabolic process. The transcript is spliced from 2 exons. The record is from RefSeq and is a predicted model, not a curated record. NCBI's taxonomy places the organism in Eukaryota, Viridiplantae, Streptophyta, Magnoliopsida, Lamiales, Acanthaceae. Gene Ontology annotation, cellular component: endoplasmic reticulum.
ACCUCCCGUUCUUUCUUCUUCCUUUUCCUCUGCUCUCUCCACUCUGGUCUCUACACUCCAUUAAAUCUUCUCUCAGAGGUUUAAGCUAAGCUGCAAUCGAUCGUCUUCUUCCCCACCUGGUAAUAUUUUCGGGACAACCUAGCGAUGGCAUUCGAGCAGUAUUUCGUCCGGGACUGGAAUUCGAUUCCGGCCUCAGCACCAACAACACAUUCGGACAAAUCCUCGACUUGCUUCGACUGCAACAUAUGCUUAGACUUGGCAACCGAUCCAGUCGUAACCCUCUGCGGCCAUCUCUACUGCUGGCCCUGCAUUUACAAAUGGCUCGACACUCAGACCGCCUCCCUCCCCUCCGGUCAGCUCCCUCGCUGCCCCGUCUGCAAGGCUGAAACUUCCGAGAAAACGAUGGUCCCUCUUUACGGCCGCGGCCAGCCCCUGUCAGAACCGGACAGUAUCCCUCCCCGGCCACCUGCCUCCGGAAUUCAAGCUCUUACAGACUUUUUGUCCAGACAGCCGUCCUAUGAUCCCUAUCAGCAGCAGUAUCUGAAUCAGUACAUCCAUCCAGGAUACUCGGGACCUCGUCUGAAUAACAUCCGUAGCAGUGUAUCUCAUCCGUUGGUUGGGAUGCUCGGGGAGAUGGUCCAUGCUCGAGUUUUCGGCAAUGCAGCUUCCGGGCUUUAUGCGUAUCCCAAUUCUCCGGCUAGAAGCAUUACGCCGAGGCUGCGACGCCGGGAGAUCGAGGCCGAUAAAUCGCUUAACAGAAUCUCCAUUUUCUUGUUCUGUUGCUUUCUUUUGUGCCUUCUUCUGUUUUGAAAGUUUUAGACGAUGGACUGUAUCUGUGAUGACAACAAAAAAAAAAAAAAAACAUAAGAAAAGAA